This is a messenger RNA of Xiphias gladius (swordfish), 4291 nucleotides long. RefSeq names its product tripartite motif containing 62, tandem duplicate 1 (gene trim62.1). NCBI's taxonomy places the organism in Eukaryota, Metazoa, Chordata, Actinopteri, Istiophoriformes, Xiphiidae. Bases 391 to 1818 code for a protein of 475 amino acids. The transcript has 6 exons. Gene Ontology annotation, biological process: positive regulation of canonical NF-kappaB signal transduction; innate immune response. Gene Ontology annotation, molecular function: zinc ion binding; protein binding. The record is from RefSeq and is a predicted model, not a curated record.
UGUUAUUUUUUUACGCUUCGUGUUCAUUCACCAAAUCACUUUAAUUGCUAAUUACAUAUAUAUUAAGUCUUAUUUCCUAUGUACAUAUCAUGGACAAACUGCAGUUAACCAGUAAAUAUUAAUUCUGAUAAGUCCCCCCCCCACGGUUCUGUACUGUUGGUUUCGUCUGUUGCCGCUGUGUGUUGCUCUCCUUCCUGAAAGAGACUUGCACUGGAGCCGCCGAUGUUGCUCCGGAGGGUCUGACACAAUAAAGGUGAAAUCCCAAGAUUCCUGAAGGUCUUGUCAGUCAACUCCCAUAUGGCAGUGAACCACUCAACUGAAGAUUAAACCAAAUACACUCAUCUCCAGAGCUUUGCCCUCUUAGAUGCCGCUCAGUCUUCAUCUCUGCAAAUGGCGUGCUGUCUGAAGGACGAGCUCCUCUGUUCCAUCUGCCUCAGCAUCUACCAGGACCCUGUCAGCUUUGGCUGCGAGCACUACUUCUGCAGAAAGUGCAUUACGGAGCACUGGAGCAGACAGGAGCCUCACGGAACACGGGACUGUCCCGAGUGCCGGAGGACCUUCACCGAUCCUCUCCUCUCCCCGAGUCUCAAGUUGUCCAACAUUGUGGAGCGCUACUCAGCCUUCCCGCUGGACGCCAUCCUUAACGCUCAAAGGAGCUCCUAUCCCUGCAAGGACCACGAGAAGGUCAAGCUCUUCUGCCUCACCGACAAAAGUCUGGUGUGCUUCUUCUGCGACGAGCCAGCGCUACAUGAGCAGCACCAAGUGACCACUAUUGACGAGGCUUACGAGGAGAUACAGAGGGAGAUGAAGGAGCAGCUGGCCACCCUGCAGGACAGUGAGAAGGGACACACUGAGGCCCUGCAGCUCCUGCAGAGACAACUCACUGAGACCAAGUCUUCAGCCAAGAGUCUGCGUGCGACCAUCGGCGACGCAUUUGAGCGCCUCCACCGUUUCCUGCGCGAGCGUCAGAAGAGCAUGCUGGAGGAGCUGGAGAUGGAUACAGCCCGCAAGCUCGCCGACAUUGAGCACAAGAUCCAGCGCUACAGUCAGCAGCUGCGCGACGUCAAGGAGGGCAUCCAGAUCCUGCAGGAGCGCCUCAACGAGUCAGGACGACACGACUUCCUGGAGGGAGUAGCCGUCACAUCUGAGAGGAUUAAAGGGAAGAUUCAUGAGACCAAUCUGACGUAUGAAGACUUCCCAACAUCCAAGUACAUGGGGCCCUUACAGUACACAAUCUGGAAGUCACUCUUCCAGGAUGUUUCACCAGUGCCAGCAGCAUUGACCCUCGACCCCAUCACAGCCCACCAAAGACUGAUCCUCUCAGACGACUGUACUAUCGUGGCCUACGGGAAUCUCCAUCCGCAGCCGCUGCAGGACUCCCCGCGCCGUUUUGAUGUGGAGGUGUCUGUUCUGGGCGCAGAGGGCUUUGCCUCAGGUGUCCAUUACUGGGAAGUGAUGGUGUCGGAGAAGACCCAGUGGAUGAUCGGUGUGGCCAGUGAGACAGUCAGUCGUAAGGGCAGCAUCCAGAUCCAGCCCAGUCGUGGCUUCUACUGCAUCGUCAUGCACGACGGGAACCAGUACAGUGCCUGCACCGAGCCCUGGACCCGCCUCAAUGUCAAGAGCAAGCUGGAGAAGGUGGGGGUGUACCUGGACUACCCAAAAGGUCUGCUCAUCUUCUACAACGCAGACGACAUGUCCUGGCUCUACACGUACCGAGAGAAAUUCCCCGCCAAGGUCUUCCCCUAUUUCAGCCCUGGCCAGAGCCAUGCUAACGGCAAGAACGUGCAGCCAUUGCGAAUCAACACUGUACGCCUUUAAGAGCUCCACGUUUAUCUGAGGUCGUGAUUGUCCUGACAGAUGAAUCCAUCAUAGCUGAAUUCACAGGACUUGUGUAGGUUUCAAAAGAUAUUAAAGAAAUCCGUUCAAAAAAUGUUUAAUAGGGUGUUUGAAAUGUUUAUUUCUCUCAGUUCAGUGUUAAGAAUUGUGCUUGAUGUUGCUCUUAAAACCUGCGCUGUUUUUUGUGACUUGAAACGAUCGUACGAUAACGGCCUGCGCUCGAGCCUCAUUCCACAUCUUUCAUUGAAAAGAUGACACUAAAUGGAGACAGAGGGACCCCUGGGCUCCUCUGGGGUCUGCGGCAGCGUGUCGGGGGGGGGGGGUAGUGAUUCCCGCUCUUAAAGUGACUGUCCCAGGCCCACCUUGCACAAUCCCAGGGGGCACCACUCCCCUUAUCAAGCUCCAGGCUUGUCAGACUUGACGUCCCCUCUCUGUUCAAGCAAGUGGACACUGCAGACUGGUCACUUGUCUUCUCUGUGCUGUACAGUUGGCUUAGCUUUAUUUGUGGAAUGUGAUUGACUGUCGCCUCAUUUCUGGCUUUUGUUUGCCCACAUUUUCAGCGGUUCACCCUGAACUUGUCAAGUCUGUUGGGUCUUUUUACUUCUGUCUGAGACCAUGAUCUUGGUUUCUCCCAUAGGACACAUCCGUGUGUCUGCUCAGUCUUCGUCAUUUCAAGAACAGCUCCUGUUCUAUGUGCACCAGCGAUUUUCCAAGUCACUUAAAACUAAUGAAAAUGAAUGAAAAAGUAGUUCAUAGGCUGCCCAUCCCUAUCCACUGCCCAGUCCUACCCAGGUGUGAUAGGAAGGUCUGUUUGGAGGUGGAAGAUGUCCAGAAAUGUGCUGCUAUUGAUGGAUUAAGGAAUUUCAUAUUUGUAUAUAGCGUAUCAAAGGUUAAAAGGAUUAAGUCUCUCAUCAUGCUGGCUCAUGUUUAAGUUUCUGCUCUUUCCCCAAAACCACAACUUAUGUUAGCCUUCAGCAUACACUAUACCUUGGGUUUUUCGUCCACUUUACUGUUGAAUUCAAGUCCAUUUCUGCUUCCAGUCAUAAUGUUUGACCAUUUUGUUUAAAUCAUGUAGUCUUAGUAGAUAACCACAUGAGACAGAGAGCUCUGGUUGUAAAAGCCUAAGUUCUCAGAUGUGAAAAUCUGAAAAGUUAAAGAUGAAAUAUUGCUCAAAAAAGCUACAGAGACCAAAAGUUCUCACUUAUUUUAAAUUCCAUCGUUUAUGUAAAUUAAUUCAGGCUGUAUGUUUUAGGAAUUGGCAAUUACCAGGGAAAAUGGAGAUGGAUGGAUGGAGGGACUUGAGCACAAUCAUGUCAUCCUGGCAUUCCCAUGGCUGCUGCUGUGUUACAUAAUGACGGAAUCGUUGAUAAUUCCUCUGAGGCACAGUCAUGUUUAUUUCUUCACCCCAGGUGCCUCAAGUGCUCUUGUUUGUCAUUAGUUGUACACAAGUCCUGCAGAAUCUGCUCUAAGAGACUCUAGUCCCUCAGCCAAGUCCGGCAUACUGAGAGAGAUGUGCGCGUCUGUGGUUGGGCAUGGUAAAGGGUAUGUUUGAGUGGCCUGCGACAACUAUCAUUUUAAAUCCAGCUUUGGUUGUGCUUAAUGAAGCCCAUUUGCCUCUCAAAGCAUACCCAUGCAGUAGCCAAAAGUGUUUAUUACAAAAUACUUAGCAAUCAGAUAGAACUUAACAUAUUUUUCUUUGGGAAAUCUACAAAAGAAAAACUAAAAGAUCACCUCACUCCGCCCUUACUUAGCCACUGUACGUCGUUGCAUUUGUAUGUGUGUAGUCUGUGUUGUCCAUGUAAAAGAAAAUUGGGGCAGUGCCCUCAUUCUUGUAGGAUCUAAUUCCGCUACGUGCAGUAUGAUGCAAACUAGGGUCAAGUUAUGCCUGGUGUUUGUUUUAACUUGCACAGAUCUGCAGGGGGUUGUCUGAGUAAUGUUGCCGAGUAGAACCUGGCACAGCUUAUUUCAUUAAAUUUUCUGGGAAUUACUCAGCCAGAUAACUUGGUGAGCUUGCUUUGUGGCAAAAGAUUUAUUUAUUAAUGUGUAGUUUAGACAAUCAGGACAGUAUUCAGUUAUCAUGUCUUUUCAAUCUAUCUAUCACUAUCAAUAUCUAAAAUGUCUAUACAAAGUAAAUCCAAUCCAGCUGGGCUCAUGCAGGUUAAAACAAAUGUUAAAAUUUGACCCCAGUUUGCUGUGUUGCAGACCUCAUUUAGACUUUCUGUUUGAAUAUUAAGACGGAGAUUAUCGUGAGGUUGUGUUGGGUUACUGGUGAUGCUGAUGACGCUAAUGGUUAAAAUGAAUUUAAUGAUGAUGAUAACUAUGACACUUUUAAUGAUUAUAAUGACGAUUGUGUCUUUUGAUGAUGGCCGCUGCGCACCCAUCAUUGUGUGAACACACUCUAGUGUGCUUUUGCUGCUGGAGGCUUGUGGGAAAUGUUUUAAUGUACAAUAAAUUA